Molecule: messenger RNA, 4024 nt
Organism: Carica papaya (papaya)
Lineage: Eukaryota; Viridiplantae; Streptophyta; Magnoliopsida; Brassicales; Caricaceae
Source: RefSeq, a predicted model, not a curated record
AUUUUCUCUUUUGCCCACGAUGUUCAUUUCCUUUUCUACUCUCUCCCUGUCUGUCUUUGAACUUUCUUCUCUGAACGGCUAAAAAGACUGACCAGUGAACCCAGAGAAAACCGCACCUCCAAACUAAAACUUAACAAACACUCGCCAGAUCGUCGGAGCAGGCCAUGGAGACUUUCCGGGAAACGCAAAUCCGGCCACCCCGGCGGAUUUUCCCGGCUGAGUGCAACUCAAGGCUCCGUCCUUUCACUACGAAACUAUGAGCUGAACUAACUUGUCGUGAAACCCCUUUAGCAAAAGAGCCGAAUAGUUGCGAGGAAACGCCUCAAAGUCCUUUUCUUGCCCUUCACUUGGGUCCCUGCAAUGGCGGCCACCAACACCACCACGUCGCAACCGCAACCGCCGGUGGACUCGGUCUCGGCCGACGAGCUGGCGGCGAAAGCCGUGCACAAGCGGUACGAAGGGCUGGUGAUGGUGCGGACCAAGGCUGUAAAGGGCAAAGGGGCCUGGUACUGGGCUUACCUCGAGCCCAUGCUGGUUCAUAACACUGAUACAGGACUCCCCAAAGCGGUCAAGCUCAAGUGCUCCCUCUGCAACGCCAAUUUCUCCGCUUCGAACCCAUCUCGCACCGCCUCUGAACACCUUAAACGCGGCACCUGUCCGAAUUUCAACUCAAUGGCGAAACCCAUUUCCUCUAUCUCCCCAUCCUCCCUGGCUUCUCCUUCUUCUCAUCACCAUCAACACACCAGCCGCAAACGUAGCUCUUCUUCUUCCGUUACGGUCACCGCCACUGCUGUCACAAUUUCCCCGCCUCCACCACCCGGUGGCGGUACCUAUCAGGUGGCGCCGUUGGCUGUCGUAGAUCCCUCGAGAUUUUGUGGCGGAGAGUUAGCGUACCCCACAGUGGCUGCUGUCAGCGGUGGUGGUGCUGCCGGGGCUCUGCUGACGCAACAGCCGCAUUUGAUGCUAUCAGGUGGCAAGGAGGAUUUAGGUGCUCUGGCUAUGCUCGAAGACAGUGUGAAGAAGCUCAAAAGUCCUAAAACAUCGCCCGGGCCAACUUUGAGCAAGACCCAGAUAGAGAGUGCUCUCGAUUAUCUUGCCGAUUGGGUCUAUGAAUCGUGCGGGUCGGUUUCUUUUUCCAGUCUUGAGCACCCAAAAUUUCGAGCUUUUCUUAACCAGGUUGGUUUGCCAGUGGUAUCAAGAAGAGAGUUCGCUGGGAGUAGACUGGAUGCUAAGUUUGAGGAAGCCAAGGCAGAGUCCGAGGUGAGAAUCAGGGACGCCAUGUUCUUCCAGAUUGCGUCUGAUGGGUGGAAAGUGAACAACUUUGGUGGCAGUGGUGAAGUGAAUUUGGUAAACUUGACAGUGAAUUUGCCUAACGGGACAAGUUUGUAUAGGAAGGCAGUGUUUGUUAGCGGCUCUGUUCCUUCGAAGUAUGCAGAGGAGGUUUUAUGGGAGACAAUAUCUGGUAUUUGUGCCAGUGGUCUGCAGCAGUGUGUAGGGAUAGUUGCUGAUAGGUUCAAGAACAAGGCUUUAAGGAGUUUGGAGAAUCAGCACCAUUGGAUGGUUAAUCUUUCUUGUCAGUUUCAGGGGUUUAACAGUUUGAUUAAGGACUUCAACAAGGAGCUACCUCUGUUCAAAGCUGUCACUGAGAAUUGCUUGAAGCUUGCCAAUUUUGUUAACAACACUACCCAAGUUCGAAAUACAUUUAACAAGUAUCAGUUACAGGAGUACGGUCAUGCAGAGUUGUUAAGAGUUCCUUUGCGUGAUUAUGAGCAAGUGAAUUUUAGACCUGUAUAUACAUUGCUUGAGGAUGUACUAAAUUCAGCGCGAGCCCUUCAGUUGGUUCUGGUUGAUGAAGUGUAUAAGGUAAUGUCCAUGGAGGAUCCUAUGGCAAGGGAGAUAGAAGAGAUGAUUCGAGAUGUGGGUUUUUGGAAUGAAGUGGAGGCAGUGCUCUCAUUGGUUAAAAUGAUCAAGGAAAUGGCUCAAGAGAUUGAGACAGAGAGACCCUUGGUCGGCCAAUGCCUGCCACUCUGGGAAGAGCUAAAAGCAAAAGUGAAAGAUUGGUGUUCCAAGUUUCAUGUUGCAGAAGGAUCAGUAGAGAAAGUAAUUGAAAGGCGGUUUAAGAAGAAUUACCACCCUGCUUGGGCUGCUGCAUUUAUACUUGAUCCCCUUUAUUUGAUUAGGGAUACUAGUGGGAAGUAUCUUCCUCCCUUCAAAUGCUUGACGCCCGAGCAAGAAAAGGAUGUUGAUAAACUUAUAACAAGGCUUGUUUCUAGGGAGGAGGCUCAUAUUGCGUUAAUGGAGCUCAUGAAGUGGAGAACAGAAGGGCUUGAUCCCGUAUACGCACGAGCUGUGCAGAUGAAAGAGAGAGAUCCCAUAACCGGAAAGAUGAGAACUGCGAAUCCACAGAGCAGUAGGCUUGUGUGGGAAACUUAUCUUACAGAGUUUAAGUCCCUAGGGAAAGUUGCAGUUAGACUUAUCUUCCUUCAUGCAACUUCAUGUGGGUUCAAAUGCAAUUGGUCUUUGUUAAGAUGGAUUAAUGCUCAUGGGCAUUCAAGAGCGGGUAUGGAGAAAGCUCAAAAAUUGGUUUUUAUUGCAGCUUACUCGAAGCUUGAGAGACGUGAUUUUUCUAGUGAAGAAGAGAAAGAUGCAGAGCUGUUGGCAUUGGCGAACGGUGAGGAUGAUGUGCUAAAUGAAGUUCUUGUUGAUACAUCCUCAGUGUAACAUUUUUUCUAGUCCUUUAGAAAUUUAUAUUUGUAGGAUUUAUUGAAUUCUUUUCACUACUUUUUUUUUUGUUUACCACGUGUUUACUUACUCGUUAGAAGAUUUAUAGGGAAGUCAGGUGGGAGAAAAAUGAGCAUUGGUAGGUGAUUGAAUAUUGUAUUCCCACCGUUGCUCGGAGCAAUUUCUCAUCUUUCACCCUAGCAUGAGUUUUGGAGUUUUUUUUUUCUGUUUGAAGGAACAAAACAAAAAAUCUUCUUGUUUGUAGACAUUAGCGUCAAACAGGAAGAACAUUGUAAAAUUGUUGUUCAUCUAGUAUUUUGGAUAAAUAAUACUACUACCUAUAAAGGGGAAAAUUUUACGAUUUCUCCUUUGUUUUUCAAGAUCGAAAUUUCUUUAUCGCCUUUAUUCUGAAUUUUACCAUCAAUUAGUCAGAUUUCAUACUGUUAUCUUCACUGUACUCUUGAUUGUUAUACCAAUUGUUUGGCAUUUUAUCUAACUUCUCUUUGCCUCCCUGGUUUUGGAAUUAGCAUUUCCAGAUUUACAUGUCUAGGGGCUAUGUAGGUUUCUCAAACAGGAUGUUGGAUACUUCAUUCUUAAGCUUCAUUUAGAACUUUACAAGUAAAGCGUAGUAUUUUUCUCGCAACCCAGUUGUUAUUUUAUGUAGUUUUCACCAUUAUUGUUUGAUAGAUGAAGUUAUUCAUUGCCAAAGCAUAAGCUACCUUUUUGCCUUAAAAAAAGCUCAUUAUAUAUACAUAUAUAUAUAUGUAUGUAUAUUUAAAGUCCAGUGAACGUGAACUUUGAUUAAAGUAUAGGAUUUUGGCUGCUUGUUUUCAACUUCGUUGCCAUGUGGAUCCCUUGCUCAAUCUUCCCAUGAUUCCAUCCCCAGAAAAAAUCUUUUUCUGUUCUUUUUUUGGUAUCGAAUUUGGACAUCUUGUGGUCCUCUUAUAAACAAGUCAAGGUCACAAAACUAUAGUUAGGGGGUUUUCUGAAUUAAGGUCCAGUUUUUGCAACAAACAUAGCCAAAGGCAUCGACUUUGCUCUAUCAAUGCCAUGUAAUAACAUAACAAAUUCUGCCUCUUUACAUAUUUGUCUCUUCUCUAUGUUUUCUGAUUGUAGGAACCCGAAUAACAUUCAUUCCAUCGGGAACUGCUUAUACUUUUGUUUGGAAUUGUAUGAUUGUUUUGUUUGAAAGUUUUGGUGGUCCAGACCAUUUAACUAUUGAAUUUGCGGAAGAGGGCAUGUUUAACAAGUUAGAUGUUGUAGGCUUUUGAUGAAAUGAAUUGUGAGAAUAAGAAUUAUACUG